AUGGCUGAUACACCGGUGUCUUCGGCCCUGCUAUCACGGCAAGAGUCGUCUCCACCGGACCCAUACAAAAUGCACGACCCGUGGGCUGGGAUAGGCGCAACCUUCGGCGAUAGCGUCCCGGCAGCGCCGGCUGUCGAAACCGUGGAGGGAAUGUGGGCGGAGGCAGAGUCAGACCCUUGGAAGACCUUCUACGAAGAAGAACAGUCAGCUUCGUCUACCGACGCUGAUAAUGACGAACUUUGCGCGGAAUAUUCACCAAAGCGGAGGUUAGAACAAACGAAGGCUGUUCAGGGUGCCCUGCAGUCGGAGUUCAGCGGCGUGGGCCAGGUCGCGGCUGCAGCUGAGUUAUUUGGUGCUGAGGACGCCACACCGCAGACGCCUCAUAAUAGUUAUAGCAGAAGCUUCUCGGAAUCGCCGCUGCGAAAGCGAUCUCUUGAUGUGUGUGAUAGGCAGCGAAUGAUCGCUGCAAUAGGUCCAGCACCGCCGCUCAUCGUCACCGAAGAAGCGCCAAAUGCCGGGCCCAUACCACCUAACGUUCGGCCCGACCACGUACCUUUGCGGAAGCUGUCGUUUGGCAAAGACUCUGGCGGUCCAACAACUGUCGGGGGAACGACAAAUCACGUUGCCUCAAACGUGCACACCAUUCUUAAAACCGAUACCCUGGCUGGCAUUGCAAUACAAUAUGACAUUACAGUAACCGCUCUCAAGAAAGCAAAUCGACUCUGGCACGAAGAUGAGAUCCGCUUUCGGGAACACGUCGUUAUCCCGUCGCUCACUGGUUCGUCAUCGCCAUUAAAACCUAUCCAAUUGUCCCCCAGUAGAAGCGCGAAAACUGCGCAUCAAAAACUGCGGACGGUGGCGGAAAACCAACCGGCCGAGAGCACCGAGGACCUGCUGAAACAGAUUGAUGCGGACCUGGUAUCAGCGCUGAAUGACCUGGGCCACGAGCACCCUUGGCGGGUUGGGGAGAAACACGUAGAUAGAGUAGGGAGGGUACAUACUUUGGGGGACUGGGACUCGGUGUUGGACGCAUCAGCUGCGGAUUUGAGACGAGGUGUGAGAAACAGUGGCGGAAAGGCAAAGGAAGUUCGGCGGGGCCAGAUGGGAAGCCUGGAGAAAGUGCUGGUUGGCGAGAGAAGAUAUCAUCAAGCUCACGUGCCUUCGCCGACGACGGGCAGUGGCGGCGGGUCGUUGGGGAAGCUGAAUGACUGGGUUUCUCAGAAACUCAACUCAAUAAUCCCUACCGGCAAAGAAGAGUACGCCUACCUCAGCCCGACCGAUCCAGAUUCCGGAUUCUCGUCUAGCAUCGGAACUCCGACAACCGUCAGGUCGAGAACCGCCACUCGAACGUCGUAUUUUGAUUAG
Molecule: messenger RNA, 1365 nt
Organism: Fimicolochytrium jonesii
Lineage: Eukaryota; Fungi; Chytridiomycota; Chytridiomycetes; Spizellomycetales; Powellomycetaceae
Exons: 2
Coding region: 1-1365 (454 amino acids)
Source: RefSeq, a predicted model, not a curated record